AUGAAAAUGUCUCACGAUGAAGAUGAAUGCACUGAAGGUUUGCUUUCAUUCGACAACAUCGUGUCGCGCCCUCUCGACUCACUUUUCAACCUCCAUAAUUUUUAUCUCAACACCGAAUCGCCACAACUUCAUUCUCCGUGUGUCUCGAAUCAUUCUGAUCAUUGGUUUCUCACAUCGACUCCUCGACCGCAAUUCGCAGUCCAUCGUCGUUCUCCAGUUUCGAACACAUGGCUGCGUUAUUCUACAAUUCGUCACAUGUCUGGCCAAGAUGGUGCUAGCCUACUGGAAUUAGGGGCAGACAACAGCCAAGGUUACCAACAUUUCUACACGGACUAUAGGUUUCAUCGUCGUGGCCGUCUCUUUGGGACGUGGUUCCGCUUGAUCACACUUUUGAAGCAGAUACCAAGUCAUAUUGUAGAAAUUUCGUCAAGAUCAAGUCGUUCGCAAACGUUGUGCGAAGUACCGCGCGGUAUAGAUCGCUCUGACCUUAUCAACCUGUCUGAACUAUUUCCAACAACCGCCGUAGUUCAUCCAGAAGGACAGCAGUCAACCUCGCGGGCUUAUAUUGCCACUGAGAAGCCCUCUUCAAGUACAAUGGGUUCCCUAUAUCGUAGUGAACCCAUGAAGCUUUGCGAGAUGAUCCUUGUGAAAGAUGCUGCUUACGACUGCGUUGGUGAGCUUGGAAAAUAUGGCAAUGUACAAUUCAAUGACUUGAACGCCAACAAAAACAUUUUCCAACGAACAUUCGUGAGGGAAGUUAGAAGAUGCGAAGAACUGGAAAGGAAACUGAGAUUUCUGGAGCGCCAAGUGGUAGAGUGCGUGCCAGGUAUACAGCUUCAACCUAUAGAUGCUACAACUAUUGAAACACCUUCACAAUUUGAGAUAAAUACUUUAGAGGGAACAUUGGACGAACUGGAGCGUGAUUUUGUAGAAUUGAACACAAAUGACAGCCAUCUUAGGAAAAAUCUCAAUGAAAUGCGAGAGUUUCAGUAUGUACUCCAACGAGUGGAACAAUUUUUUGAAGUGCACAUGGAAAACGAGGCAAUGAACAAUAUCCAGGCUCCAGAGAUAGAGCAGGACACUUUUACCAAAUCCAUAACCUCUGGUGGACAUAUCUCCGGCCAGAAUGAUGUUCCUCUUACUCCGUUGCUUAAUGAUGAGAAAGGCGAGAACGCAUGGUUUGUCGCAGGAGUAAUUCCUUUGGAUAAAAAGAACACAUUUGAGAGAGUGUUAUGGAGGGCGUGUCGAAGAACUGCAUUUGUACGAAUAAGUGACAUUACACUUACUCUUGAAGAUCCAGUGACGCUCGCUCCAAUUAUGAAGUGCGUUUUCAUCGUUUUCUUCAAAGGGGAGAGCCUCAAGUUGAUUAUCGACAAGGUGUGCGAUGGAUUCAACGCUCGACAAUACCCGUGUCCGAAAACGUCGAAAGAACGGCAAUCGGCAUUGUUCGAAACGAUUUCUCGUAUUCAAGAUCUCAAAAUUGUAAUAGAUAGCACUCAGAAACAUCGUUUCCAGAUUCUGGAAAAUGUUGCAACGGAUUUACCAGCAUGGUUGAAAAAAGUCCAUCUUCAAAAAGCUAUUUAUAACACUCUGAAUAUGUUUACGGUGGACACUAAUGGAUUUCUCGCCGCCGAAUGUUGGAUACCUGAGAAUGAAAUGGAUGCAGUGCAUACAGCGUUGCACGAGGGAUUGAAAGCAAGCGGCUGCGAUGUAUCUCCCAUUCUUAAUGAAAUGGCAAGGCAAACAGCUCCGCCAACAUUUCAUCGCACCAACAAAUUUACCUCGGUUUUCCAGUCGAUUGUGGAUUCAUAUGGUGUUGCUAGCUACAGAGAGAUCAAUCCAGCUCCAUACACAAUAAUCACCUUUCCUUUCUUGUUUGCUGUGAUGUUUGGUGAUGCCGCUCACGGAUUGAUACUGUUUUUAGCUGGCUUAUUUUUCAUCUUCAAUGAAGAGAAAAUUAUAGCGCGAAGAGUACGAGACGAGAUAUUUAACACUUUCUUUGGUGGCCGUUACAUUAUCGUUUUAAUGGGCUUGUUUUCAAUCUACACUGGAAUUCUUUAUAAUGAUGCUUUUGCGAAAUCAUUCAACAUAUUCGGUAGUUCAUGGGCGAAUCCCUACAACCAAUCUGAAAUCGAUUCAUGGAUUCAACCUAAAGUCGAUACUCGCGAGGCGAAAAUCACGACGGUAACUCUGGAUCCUGCUACAUCUUACUUGAAGGAGCAAGGCCCUUACCCUUUCGGAGUCGAUCCUGUAUGGAAUGUUGCCGACAACCGUCUUUCAUUUCUUAAUUCCAUGAAAAUGAAGAUGUCUGUUAUAAUUGGUGUAUUUCAAAUGACUUUCGGCGUACUACUAUCACUUUUGAAUCACAUAUUUUUCAAAUCGAAAGUGGACAUUCUCACCAAUUUCAUCCCCCAGUUAAUAUUUCUUGGUUGCAUUUUCAUAUAUCUCUGUGGACAAAUGGUAACAAAAUGGUUGUUCUUUUCUGUUGAAAAAGGAAUUGUAUUAGGAAUGGAGUACCCAGGCUCUUAUUGUGCUCCAUCGCUUCUGAUAGGUUUGAUUAAUAUGUUCAUGCUCAAGGAGCGGCCAGUGGGUUAUAUGCUAGAAAAUAAUAGCACAGCCCACCAUCCCACCUGUUAUCUGAAUCAAUGGUAUCCUGAACAGGCAUUUGUCGAGAAAUGUUUGAUUUUUACUGCUUUGGGUUGCAUACCAGUUAUGCUUCUCGGUAGACCACUGGCAGCAUAUUUAGACCAGAAGAAGAUGGCUGGCCGCCGAAAAUUCUUGAAUGGAAUUCUUGCAGAUGACUCAGAACAUCUAAUUGCAAUCGACCGGUACCUACAUGAACACUCCCUGGCGGAUGCCUUUGUUAAUCAGGCCAUUCAUACCAUUGAGUUUGUCCUGGGCUGCGUUUCACACACAGCAUCAUAUCUUCGGUUAUGGGCUCUGAGUCUUGCACAUGCACAGCUAUCUGAGGUAUUAUGGCACAUGGUAUUAAUCCCAGGCAUCUCGUCUGAAGGGAACAUAUUGACAACGUCAGCAGCUACAUAUGUGGUCUUCUUCUUCUUUGCUAUAAUGUCACUGUCGAUACUAGUGAUGAUGGAAGGACUGUCAGCAUUUCUUCACGCUCUCCGACUUCACUGGGUUGAGUUCCAGUCAAAAUUCUACCAAGGUGCUGGUCAUCCCUUCCGUCCGUAUUCGCUGCAAGAAUGCCUAGAGACAGCACAACAUUUGUCAGAAGUUACCGAGGACCACACUCAAUGCUCUGAGGUCACCGAUGAAUUAUAG
This is a messenger RNA of Necator americanus (New World hookworm), 3282 nucleotides long. RefSeq lists its product as uncharacterized. Gene Ontology annotation, cellular component: vacuolar proton-transporting V-type ATPase complex; proton-transporting V-type ATPase, V0 domain; plasma membrane. Gene Ontology annotation, molecular function: ATPase binding; proton-transporting ATPase activity, rotational mechanism. Lineage: Eukaryota; Metazoa; Nematoda; Chromadorea; Rhabditida; Ancylostomatidae. Gene Ontology annotation, biological process: proton transmembrane transport; vacuolar acidification. The transcript is spliced from 29 exons. The record is from RefSeq and is a predicted model, not a curated record. Bases 1 to 3282 code for a protein of 1093 amino acids.